GAAAUCAGAUGUCUGACAAUCUUAGCGCAUGGUCGCUCAAAAAGCUUUGAGGACCCAGCAGACGUGGCCUUUCCAUUGUUCGUUGCAGGGUAUUAAGUGGUUUAUAAGUUUGUGGUGUCUGUGUAGUUUGAGCUUGAGCUGUGGCAUCUGAAGGCACCUGGUAAGCGGAGCACGGUGCGCUGCCGGGUUUGAAAGCAGCAUGGCACAACAAAGUGUGAAGCGAGAUGGCAGCCAUUCUCUCAACAAGGUGCUGCCUGAAGGCGCUGGAACCAGGAUUAAGCAGGAGGCGCAUGGUGCCUCUGGCACCUUCCCUUCGAUGGCUGUCCAAUCCAGCCGCUUGGAGGGGCAGCUGACAGGGGACGGGGCAAAUCCAAGGAGUGGGAAGGCUGGAUUUUCAGUCGAAGAAGGGAAUGCGGGGAAAAGAGUGCAUUGCCAAGCGUGGCUGCCUGAAGAGACGCACCCUGCGCCACCCCGGCUGGAUGGGGGUGCCGCUUCGCCGCCUCCUGCUAGCCUGGACGAGGCCUUGCGGCCCCUCUUGCCAGAGUCUGCAAACCAGGUGCUUACAGGUUUUACAAAGGCGAAUGCUUUGCUAAACAGUCAGCUUAGUCUGCUUUCAAACACAGCCAAGGAAGUGCGGGCGCAGUACGAUAGAGUGCGGUGGCAGGAGGUGCAGCAGGUAGACGCACAGGGGCUGGCCCGCCGCCUGUUCAACAGGCAGGCCAGGGAGGUGGUGCGCCUGGGGGAGCGCUGGAAACAUGUGGACCUGUCUGGUACACAUGAGCUGACCAGAAAGACUCGCCUGGACACAAGUCUCAGUGGAACGCCGCUCCGAGUGGAGCAGCUGAGCCUGAAGCUGCUGCACAACGGCACCAGUGGGAGCGCCACUACACGGCGGCAGCUAGCCGUCACUGGGGCCACAGACCUGAGGAGUCGCAGUAGACUGGCACUGGAAGGAACUGUCAGCAAUGCAUCGGACACCCACUCCUGCUCUACCAUUUUGGCAUCCGACAAUCUGUCGUACUUAUCCUGGGGAAUUGCAAGUCAGCACCGGUUAAGCAAGAAGCUGACGCUGUUUGCCAGAGCCAGUGCGGACGACUUCCAAGGGAAAAAGCUCAUACUGCAGACUGUACAUACUGUGAAUCUGCGCGACUCGAUCUCCCCUGUCGUCGCCAUAGCACUGGGUCGUGCUGCCCAGGCGGGUAUCGGCUGGACCCGCCAACUCAGCCAUGACCCGAGCAAGCUAGACAAUAAGAUUACCCUCAAAGUACUGGCUUCCGGAAAAGGGGCUUAUGCAGUCAAUUUCGCAUAUAAGGGAACCGAGGGCUGACACUUUGACUACAACGCUGUGGCAGAGAUUAAGCAAACGACCGACUUUCGUGUCCCGGACUCCGGACUGGAGAAUGAGCAAACAACUCGACAAUUCGAGACUGAGGCUACACAUCGUUGGGCAUAAGUAUAUGCAACGGCCCUCGCGGUUCAGAAUCUUCGAUUCG
Klebsormidium nitens is the source of this 1493-nucleotide messenger RNA. Lineage: Eukaryota; Viridiplantae; Streptophyta; Klebsormidiophyceae; Klebsormidiales; Klebsormidiaceae. The record is from the annotation of a GenBank genome assembly.